CCGCCCGCUGCACUAGCCUGGGCACGCUGCGAGAGCGGCGCGCGUCGCCGGCCGGUCCCGGCUCUUCAGUCCCACUCCGCGGCCAGCCCGGCACCACUGGCGGGCAGCCGCGCUCCUCGUCGCAGGAACUGGAGCAGGACCCCGACGGGACCGGCGCGUGGGGCGGGAGCCCGAGCCCCGCGGCUAUGCCCUGUGCCCCCCACCCUACCAGUCACUCGUCCCGGGCCCGGCCCCCGACGGCCGCGCGUUGAGAUGACUUUCCGAGACCUCCUGAGCGUCAAUUUCGAGGGAUCCCGCUCGGACGGCAGCGCCGGGGGCGCCAGCGCGGGCGGCAGCGGGGGUGGCUCCGGCGGCGCGGCAGCCUCGGAGGGCCGGGCGGUGGACGGCGUGCCGGGGACCGCGGGCAGCGGCGGCGUGGUGGGGGCGGGCAGUGACGAGAACAACCGGAGCUCCGCGGGGGAGCCGGGGGCCGCCGGUGCUGGAGGCGAGGUGAACAGCACGGCGGCCGUCGGGGGGCUGGUGGUGAGCGCGCAGGGCGUGGGCGUGGGCGUCUUCCUGGCCGCCUUCAUCCUCAUGGCCGUGGCGGGCAACCUGCUGGUCAUCCUCUCAGUGGCCUGCAACCGCCAUCUGCAGACGGUCACCAACUAUUUCAUUGUGAACCUGGCCGUGGCCGACCUGCUGCUGAGUGCCACCGUGCUCCCCUUCUCUGCCACUAUGGAGGUCCUGGGCUUCUGGGCCUUCGGCCGGGCCUUCUGCGACGUGUGGGCUGCCGUGGACGUGCUGUGCUGCACUGCCUCCAUCCUCAGCCUCUGCACCAUCUCGGUGGACCGGUACGUGGGCGUGCGCCACUCGCUCAAGUACCCCUCCAUCAUGACCGAGCGCAAGGCGGCCGCCAUCCUGGCGCUGCUCUGGGCCGUAGCCAUCGUGGUGUCCGUGGGACCGCUGCUGGGCUGGAAGGAGCCGGUACCCCCUGACGAGCGCUUCUGCGGCAUCACGGAGGAGGCGGGUUACGCCGUCUUCUCCUCCCUGUGCUCUUUCUACCUGCCCAUGGCCGUCAUCGUGGUCAUGUACUGCCGUGUGUACGUGGUUGCGCGAAGCACCACGCGCAGCCUCGAGGCGGGCGUCAAGCGCGAGCGGGGCAAGGCCUCGGAGGUGGUGCUGCGCAUCCACUGCCGCGGCUCAAGCACGGGCACCGACCGGGGCCACGGGGCGAUGCGCAGCACCAAGGGCCACACUUUCCGAAGCUCACUGUCCCUACGCCUGCUCAAGUUCUCCCGCGAGAAGAAGGCGGCUAAGACGCUGGCCAUCGUCGUGGGCGUCUUCGUGCUCUGCUGGUUCCCCUUUUUCUUCGUCCUACCACUGGGCUCCCUGUUCCCGCAGCUGAAGCCCUCGGAGGGCGUCUUCAAGGUUAUCUUCUGGCUGGGCUACUUCAACAGCUGCGUGAACCCGCUCAUCUACCCCUGCUCCAGCCGCGAGUUCAAGCGCGCCUUCCUUCGCCUCCUGCGCUGCCAGUGCCAUCACAGUCGCAGGCGCCGCCGCCCCCUCUGGCGUGCCUACGGUCGCCACUGGCUGGCCUCCAACGGCGGCCCGCGCCCCGACUGCGCCCCCGGCCUGGGCGCCGCGCCCCGCGAGGCCCCGCUGGCCCUCCCCGCGCCCGAGGCCCCCGACACCCCGAGCACGCCCGAGGCCCAGGCUCCGGUCGUGGGCCGUCUAAAGCCGCCCUACUCCUUCCGCGAUUGGAGGCUGCUCGGGCCGUUCCGGAGACCCACCACGCAGCUGCGUGCCAAGGUUUCCAGCCUGUCGCAGAAGAUCCGCGCCGGGAGCGCGCCCUGCGCAGAGGCCCCGUGCGCCCUGCGCUCGGAGGUGGAGGCUGUGUCCUUAAACGUCCCCCACGACGCGGCUGAGGGCGCCACCUGGCAGGCCUACGAAUUGGCCGAUUACAGCCAUCUCCGGGAGACUGAUAUUUAAGGACCCCUGAGCUAGGCCGAGAGAAGUGUGCCAGGGGUGGGUGUAGGUGUGGAGAGGGAGGCUGGCUUUAUUCGGGAGGCCAAAUGAGAAUCAGGAACCCAAAGACUAAUCAGGUGGACUGCUCUCCGGCCUCCUUGAGGAACUGAGCUGGGGUGGGGCCCUUGAAGGGUGGAGAGUUUUGGGCUCCCACUCCUGGGCACAGAUGCCCGCAGCUCCUUUCGAGGAAGGGGCUGCAGGCUCCUUAGAGCCAUUAGUUUCCAAUCCCUGUUUGAGAAACACUGCCCCAUCCAUGCCCUGAACCCUGGGUAGAUUGCCCCAAGUAUGGCCAGGCAGCCUGUCCCUCCCCUUGCAGAGGAAAGGGCACAGGAGCCCUGACUGUCUGCCCCUAAUGCCUCCUCUCGUGAAAACGUCAGUGGGGCCAGGGCUUCUCAAUGGACAGGAUUUCUCCUACUGCCAACUGGAGGAAUCCAGUGGGCCUGCCAUUGCCACCCAGAAGCUUUGGUGGCAAAUUGGAUGACUGUCCUAUGAGCCUGUUGUACUAACUCACUGGGCCCACUUUCCCCUCCCAGGGGUUCCACUCUGCCUGCCCCUCAUGUUGUCUCCCAAGGGCCUUACUGUUUACACUCAGUAUAUAGCUUCUUAUACCUGUACCCAUCACUUCUUGCUGGGAUCUGGAACCAUCAAAUGGGGAGAGCUUUGUCAUUUUUAGACAUAUUUAUUGGUCAGAGGACUUCUAUUUUGUCCAGACUGUGCAAACUGUCCUCUUUAGCUUACAACCUAUAAAGAACUAUUUUUUGUUUUUCUAAAAUCCUUCAAGUACUAAAGGCCCACCACAGGAUAGAUUGGAUCUGUGUUUAUCUUUCUAGUUUCAACCUGUCUUUUUAAUUGAUGGCUGCUGUCCUUUGGGAUUUUGAGUAUAAGCAGAAGAUUUGGGCAUUUCAUUGGCUUUUAAAACUCAUAUGAUUAGUCUUGGAAGCCAAGCAGUGAUUAUAAGCACAAAGUUUCACUCUUUCAGUCCCCGCAGAUGUAUCUGUGAUGCUCUGAGGGUCUCAGCGUAGCCAUCAGUUAAGUGGGUGAAACAUUACAUGGAAAAAUAUACAAGCCUAAGUAGGCAAGUGUAAAUAGUGAGUGAGAGAACACCUACCUAAUAAUACCAUGGUUAUUAGCUUUGAAUAAAAUGUCCAGCACUUGUCAUAGUCCCAAGAGACUGCAGGCCAUUCAGUCUUCAGCUGGAUAAUACCAACCACAUACAUCCAACCAGCAUGGGAAUGAUGACUGUAGCCCAGUGGGCCCUUGGAAGGAGAGCUGGCUAAAUAAUACCCUGGGGUGUCUGGAGUGGAGGUGUUGUGAAACUGGAAAGGCUAGCUGCUAGGGCCAACGUGGACCAGUAUUUUGAGCCAAAAGCUUUCACCCUGAACUAGGGAAGUCUGUUUGAAAGAUCACCACAAUUUCAGCCCCAGUAGUCUUCUCACUGUGGGGGCCAUCUGUCAAAGCAAAGGUCAGUGAGGAGGCAGACCCUAGUCAGAGGAUUGCACAUUGGGUUCAGCAGCAGGGGAGGGUGUCUGAGAGGGUUCCUACAUGCCAGGGCAGUUGAGCCACAGGUGGUCAGCAGUUGGGAUGGAGGAGGGGCCCUUAUGAGGGUUCUAGGGGGGCCUUCCCUGUUCUGGAUAACAGUGGGCAUGGAGGCAGAUGGGGUCGGCAGCUUGCCCAGUUAAAGUACUUUCUAUAGGCUCACUGAACAAUCAGCAAAACUUAUCUAAUGGUUAAGCCUAAGCUCCUGAUUUCUGUACAUGGUGCCCUCUGCACACAGCUGCCCACACCUGUGCUCUCCACACCGGGGGCUGGAGCCCUCAGAGAGGCUAUGCCACAGCAAGGGCAUCCAAUGACCCAGUUCUAAUCAUCAAUAAAGCACUGAGCUGCUGACCUU
Phacochoerus africanus (Common warthog) is the source of this 3895-nucleotide messenger RNA. RefSeq names its product adrenoceptor alpha 1D (gene ADRA1D). Lineage: Eukaryota; Metazoa; Chordata; Mammalia; Artiodactyla; Suidae. The record is from RefSeq and is a predicted model, not a curated record. Gene Ontology annotation, biological process: phospholipase C-activating G protein-coupled receptor signaling pathway; cell-cell signaling; adenylate cyclase-activating adrenergic receptor signaling pathway. Gene Ontology annotation, molecular function: alpha1-adrenergic receptor activity. Gene Ontology annotation, cellular component: membrane. Bases 253 to 1968 code for a protein of 571 amino acids. The transcript has 2 exons.